AUGCGGGAUUUGGAGGCUUCUUUUCUCAUCACCGCGCAGCGAGAGGCGUGGUUGGACGGCGAGCGGAGAGAGUGGUUAGAAUCGGUACGAACGCUAUCGCGCGUCGAUAGCGCGCUGAACGAAGCAUUUGGGAUAAUGCGCGUGAUCGGGGGCUUACUCAACGAUCUAGCGAUGUCGCUGCGGGACGAGGCGUUUCGACGAGAGUGGAUCGAAAGAGAUCCCGAAGGCCACGGCGUUACGAAGAAAACCGCGUGGCACACAAAGCUCGACGUAAUCCUGACCAGGGGCUCUGGAUACUACGACGCCUUGGCGAUGCGAGACGAUGAUGUCCACAGUGGUAUCGGCCCCGGUCGGGGUGUCGCGCUCCUCGGAGGCACGCGAAACGACGCGGAUGCGGCGUACGAUAUCUCAACCGAUGCGCUUUGGCAUCGUCAAAAUCUCCGACGCCAACGCGUCUCCCGCUCGAGAUACCUACAGUUUGGCGUUAUCACGGGACGUACGGUAUUGGAUGAUGACCCGGACGAUCCGUUUAACGCGUGUGCGUUGGAGGGUGUCGAGCAACAGUCAGAACUCCUACGCCUGCGCGACGAGGUCGAGCGAAUGAAAUUGGAACGCGAACAGGAAGUCCUUUGUACAAUAUGUUACACAAAUAAGCGCGACACGGUGGUGUGUCCGUGCCUGCACUUGAUGUACUGUCAUGCGUGCGUCUCGCGUUUGCGCGACUCCGCUGGAGAGGGGCGAUGCGCGAAGUGUCCGCACUGCCGAGCGCCGAUGAGCGGUUUGAUGCGGAUUUUUUCUUGA
This is a messenger RNA of Ostreococcus tauri, 801 nucleotides long. RefSeq names its product Zinc finger, RING/FYVE/PHD-type. NCBI's taxonomy places the organism in Eukaryota, Viridiplantae, Chlorophyta, Mamiellophyceae, Mamiellales, Bathycoccaceae. The record is from RefSeq and is a predicted model, not a curated record. Bases 1 to 801 code for a protein of 266 amino acids. The transcript has a single exon.